Nyctereutes procyonoides (raccoon dog) is the source of this 3760-nucleotide messenger RNA. RefSeq names its product electron transfer flavoprotein dehydrogenase (gene ETFDH). Bases 161 to 2014 code for a protein of 617 amino acids. The record is from RefSeq and is a predicted model, not a curated record. NCBI's taxonomy places the organism in Eukaryota, Metazoa, Chordata, Mammalia, Carnivora, Canidae. Gene Ontology annotation, biological process: electron transport chain. Gene Ontology annotation, molecular function: iron-sulfur cluster binding; electron-transferring-flavoprotein dehydrogenase activity. Gene Ontology annotation, cellular component: mitochondrial inner membrane. The transcript has 13 exons.
GCGACAAGGAGGCGGGGCCGUGGGGAAGCCGAAGCCGCGGGCAGCGCGGGGAGGUGGGCUGCCGCCGAGGUGUCGGCGUUUCCCGGCGAGUGAUGGCGCCCCCCGCGGCCUAGAGGUCGAGGCGCGCGGCGAGCCGCAGGCGGCCCCGGGACCCGUGAAGAUGUCGGUGCGGCUGGCCAAGCUGCCCUGCGCGGCAUAUCAGUGCUUUCAUGCCUUAAAAAUUAAGAAAAGUUAUCUACCUCUGUGUCAUGCAAGAUGGUCUUCAACUUCUGUUGUACCUCGAAUUACUACCCACUAUACUAUUUAUCCCCGGGAUACGGACAAGCGAUGGGAAGGAGUGAACAUGGAGAGGUUUGCAGAAGAAGCAGAUGUAGUUAUAGUUGGUGCAGGCCCUGCAGGACUUUCUGCAGCUGUUCGUCUAAAGCAAUUGGCUACUAAACAUGAAAAGGACAUCCGUGUGUGUCUAGUAGAGAAAGCUGCUCAAAUAGGAGCUCAUACUCUCUCAGGGGCUUGCCUUGAUCCACGUGCUUUUGAAGAAUUAUUCCCAGACUGGAAGGAGAAGGGAGCUCCACUGAAUACUCCAGUAACAGAAGACAGAUUUGGAAUUUUAACAGAGAAAUAUAGAAUUCCUGUGCCAAUUCUCCCAGGUCUUCCAAUGAAUAAUCAUGGCAAUUACAUUGUACGCUUGGGACAUUUAGUAAGCUGGAUGGGAGAACAAGCAGAAGCCCUUGGUGUUGAAAUAUACCCUGGUUAUGCUGCUGCUGAGGUCCUUUUUCAUGAAGAUAGUAGUGUAAAAGGAAUUGCCACUAAUGAUGUAGGGAUACAAAAGGAUGGUGCACCAAAGACAACGUUUGAGAGGGGACUAGAACUACAUGCAAAAGUUACAGUUUUUGCAGAGGGUUGCCAUGGACAUCUAGCCAAACAACUAUAUAAGAAGUUUGAUUUGAGAGCCAAUUGUGAUCCUCAAACCUAUGGAAUUGGACUGAAGGAGUUAUGGAUUAUUGAUGAAAAGAAGUGGAAGCCAGGGAGAGUGGAUCACACUGUUGGCUGGCCCUUGGACAGACACACUUAUGGAGGCUCCUUCCUCUACCACUUAAAUGAAGGCGAACCCCUGGUAGCCCUUGGUUUUGUGGUCGGUCUAGACUACCAGAAUCCAUAUUUGAGUCCAUUCAGAGAGUUCCAGAGGUGGAAACACCAUCCUAGCAUUCAGCCAACACUGGAAGGUGGAAAAAGGAUUGCAUAUGGAGCCAGAGCCCUGAAUGAAGGUGGCUUUCAGUCUAUACCAAAACUCACCUUUCCUGGUGGUUUACUAAUUGGUUGUAGUCCUGGUUUUAUGAAUGUACCCAAGAUCAAAGGUACCCACACAGCAAUGAAAAGUGGAAUUUUGGCAGCAGAAUCUAUUUUUAAGCAACUAACUAGUGAAAAUCUCCAAUCAAAAACAAUUGGACUCCAUGUAACUGAGUAUGAAGACAAUUUAAAGAAAUCAUGGGUGUGGAAAGAGCUAUAUACUGUUAGAAAUAUAAGGCCGUCCUGCCAUGGAAUACUGGGCGUAUAUGGCGGGAUGAUUUACACUGGAAUCUUUUACUGGAUAUUUAGAGGAAUGGAGCCAUGGACUCUAAAGCACAAAGGUUCUGACUCUGAUCAGCUCAAGCCAGCCAAGGACUGCACGCCUAUUGAGUAUCCAAAACCCGAUGGACAGAUCAGUUUUGACCUUCUGUCGUCUGUGGCGCUGAGUGGUACUAACCACGAGCAUGACCAGCCAGCACACUUAACCUUAAGGGACGACAGUAUCCCUGUAAAUAGAAAUCUGUCCGUAUACGAUGGACCGGAGCAGCGCUUCUGCCCUGCAGGAGUUUAUGAAUUUGUACCUUUGGAACAAGGUGAUGGAUUUCGGUUACAGAUAAAUGCUCAGAAUUGUGUACACUGUAAAACAUGUGAUAUUAAAGAUCCAAGUCAGAAUAUUAACUGGGUGGUACCCGAAGGUGGUGGAGGACCUGCUUACAAUGGAAUGUAAACUGCAACUGAUUGCAUUUGCGGCACGUUUGAUCGUUUCCUUAAAAUGUAUGGCAAGGUAACUUUACAUAUUUAGAAGUCAACAGGUGUCAAAAUAGUUUACCGCGUAUUACUCAUCAGAAUGUUCAUAAAAUUAUCAAGGAAAUAAAUAAAAACUUUAUACCUAUAACCUAAAUUUGUCCUAUAAAAAAUUAUGAGUAUUUCUCCUACAUAAAACUUUACAAAUGAGGUAACAUCUGCUUACCUCUGUGUUUCUUCAAAGAUUCAGUACCAGUAGCAAAUACACUGCUGGCCUUUAAUGCAGAUUUGACUUGUCAAAUUCAAGAGUUCAGGUAUAAAAAUGUAUAUUCUAGGCCAGAGGUCAGCAGGCAGCCCACCACUUUUCUCAUGGGUAGUUUUACUGGGACACGAGGACGUCCAAUGGCCUACAGACUCUGUGGCUACAACUGCAGAAAUGAGUAGUUGUGACAGAUGAUCAUGGUCCACAAAGCCUAAAAUAUUUUACUGUCUGGCCCUUUGGAGAAAGUUUGCCGACCCCUGAAUAUCUGUAACAAAACAUCAGCAAAAACCAACCAAAGAGAAAUACAUCAGAGAAUUAAGGGAAACAAUACAAACUUAAGUCACAAUCCUGUUUAUUCAACACAAUGUGUUGGAACACAUUGGAUACCAUUAUUCUUUGUGAUUAAUGCAAAUAGGCAUUUAAAAAAAAAAUCCACUGUUUCUGUAACACUGUUAAGAGUGAAUUCUUUUCAGUAUUCUUAAACUGUAAACAAUGGGAAACUGAAGUAUCAAAGGAAACACAUCAGGGAUCAUACAUAACAGACAAAGCCUUUAAAUGUUCUUAUUGCCUUUAUACACAACCAAUGCAUAUUUAAAUUUAAGUAAAACCGAGUUUCUUCUUAGGCAAACAUUUUUGCAUAUGCUGCCUUCUCUUUAUCUUUCUGUGCCUUUAUCUUUUGUUUGACUUUCAGCAAUUCUGCCUGGAUAGCUGUAAAAUAAAUAUGUAAUAGAUGUAAUAGGAGUUAUUUCUCAAAACAUCCAAAAAAUUAGAAUGCCCAACAACUGAUGUUUUAGUAGGAUAGUUUCUUCCUCCCUGCUGAUAAAAACUCUUCUCUGUAACUGAGCUCAAUUAAGAACACAUUUCACUGACAAAGUAAUCACACAAACACAAAAACCACAUAAUUUUAGAACACUGAGAAUUUUAGAACUCUCUCAAUCUGAGAAAAGUCUAACUGAAUUAUAUGUAGAUUUGCCUUCUGUCUCCCCAUUAGAGAAGGCAAUUGAGCGCCUCCCCUGUUGUACUUUAGCAGUGAGAGACCAAGACGUAUUUCAGUACCUAGAUCUCUUAUCACUAUUGUAGCAGGCGUAUUUGAAAAACUAAGUUUUGUCCUAACUUUUCAAAGCUUUCCUAAAAUAUACAUCCAGUAACUAGAAUACUUGUAUUACGGCCUCAUUCUGCUUUAAGGAAUGGUCCCAGACAUUAAAUGUAUCAUAAAUACUGUUAGCUUUUAGUGCUGUGUUUUCAACUACAAUUAGUUAAUAGGAAUCAGAUCUCAAAUGAUACAACAGAAAAACAGUAUUUGAACGUGUGAAAAGGAACCAGAAUGUAAGCUCGUUGAGGGCAGGGACCCUGACUUGUUGGCUGCAGGAAGGUCAGUGCCAGUAAGUGGCACUCUGUGGUAUCUGUUGAACAAAUAAGUGGCAAAGGAUACAAUGGUUCAUGACAAUAAAUUCUUACAAGACAAAA